Hyphopichia burtonii NRRL Y-1933 is the source of this 2292-nucleotide messenger RNA. RefSeq lists its product as uncharacterized. Bases 1 to 2292 code for a protein of 763 amino acids. The transcript has a single exon. The record is from RefSeq and is a predicted model, not a curated record. Gene Ontology annotation, biological process: regulation of transcription by RNA polymerase II. Lineage: Eukaryota; Fungi; Ascomycota; Pichiomycetes; Serinales; Debaryomycetaceae.
AUGUCCUUGGAUGAUAAGAAUCCAGCGUAUUUCAACUUCUUUGAUACUUCCAAACCAAGGGAGGAACGGGACUUCAAAGAAAUCUAUCCAGAUUUAGAUGAAGAACAGCCGCUCAAAGUGUUUGUACUCGAGGAAUCAGAAACAUCAAAUGAUGAACAAAUUGGGCAUAAAAGGAUAAUAAGUGAUUUGAAACAACCAGUGUUUACUAAGAAGACGAGACUCUCCUUGAAUGAAAUGGGCAUCAAGUUUCCUAAGAUCUUACAUGAAUAUGGAUUCAAAGAACCAGGAAAAUACUCAAAUUCAAAUGAUUUGAGUUAUAAAAAACCAUUUAAACUCAAUAAUAAUGAAACAAUACAAUCAAUUAUCGAAAAAAAGGAAAAAUUGGUGGAAUACGAUAUGGAUGAACAAGAUUUAAUCUAUUUACAAAAUCGAAAUAAUAACGAAAAUAAUAUCAUCAAACUUAAACCAGAAAUAUUCGAAAUUAUGAUAACAAUAUUAGAAAAUGAAUGGUUGAAAUUAGAAUUACAAUUAUCAAAUUUAAAUUUAAAUUCAAACUUAAGCUCAAAUAAUUUACUUACUCUUGAUGAUGAUAAUAAUAACGAUAAAUAUGGUAAUGAUGAUGGUAUAAUUCAAGGUUACUAUGCUUCGGAUCAAAAAUGUGCAGUUUGUAAUGAUAGUGAUUGUGAUUCAAAUAAUGCUAUAGUUUUCUGUGAUGGUUGUGACAUAGCGGUUCAUCAAGAAUGUUAUGGUAUUGCUUUCAUUCCUGAAGGUGAAUGGUUAUGCAGAAAAUGUAUGAUUAAUACUAAUCAUAAAUCAAUUGAAUGCUGUUUUUGCCCAAGUAAAACUGGGGCUUUCAAGCAAUUGGACAAUAGUUUAUGGGGUCAUGUUAUUUGUGCUUUAUGGAUAAAUGAAUUAUAUUUUGCAAAUCCAAUUUAUAUGGAACCAAUUGAAGGAAUUGAUUUUAUUCCCAAAAAUCGUUGGAAAUUGAUUUGUUAUAUAUGCAAACAAAAAAUUGGUGCUUGUAUUCAAUGUUCAAAUAAAAAUUGUUUCCAAGCUUAUCAUGUUAGUUGUGCUAAAAGAAGUGGGUUCUAUAUGAAUAUGACAAAAGGUAUUCAAGGUGCUCUAACUAAUAAAACUUCUUUAAAGUCUUAUUGUGAUAAACAUUCACCUCCAUUUCAUGAUUCAAAAUUAGUCAUUGAAGGUAUUAAUAAAACAAGACAUUUCUUUAGAGAUUUAAAAAUUUUAAAUGAUGAAAAUGAUAAAUUAACUAAAAAUCAAAAAUUUUUAAAUAAGUUGAAUAAUUUUAAAUGGAAAACUGAAAAUAAUACUCCAAUUCCUCCUAAAAAAUUUAGUGAUAUCUUAUUUCAAAAAUUAAUUUCAUUAAGAGUGGAAGAUUCAACAAAUAAUAAUUUUCUAAUUUCAAACUUUUUCAAGUCUUCUUUACCUCAAAAUAAGAAAUUAUUAGACUUAGGCUAUAAACCUAAUAGAAGUAAAGAGUCAAUUUGGAAUGAAAUUAGAAAUAUUUGUAAUGAAAUUUGUAAAUAUUGGUGUUUGAAAAGAGAGUUUAGAAAUGGAAGCUCUUUAAUUAGAAAAAAUAAUAAUUUAAUUUCAAUAAGUUCAAUCUUGUAUGGUGAUAAUAAUGAUUUAAAUCAAAUUAAUGAAAAAUUAAAUUUUAGUGAAAUCAUUUUGAAUGAUUUAAAUAAAUUAAUUGAAUUAACAAAUAUGAAAUUAAAUCAUCAAUAUUUAGAAAAUGAUAUUAAUAACUUAGAUUUGAAAAAUUUUGAUACUUGUUAUUUCCCAUUGAAAAAUUUAAUUAAUAUAACUUUAACUUCAAUUUUGAAAAAAAUUGAUAAUCACAAAUUUUUACAAAAUUAUAAAUUUAAACUGAAUAAUUCAACCAUAACAAUUUCAGAAAUUUUGAAUAAGAAUGAAUCAUACGAAUAUGAAUCAAUUGAUGAUUUGAUGAAAGAUAUUGAAAGUUAUCAAAAUCAACUUUUGAAAGAAAAUAAAUCGACAACAAAUAUUGUAAAAUUGGCUAAUAAAUUUUCAAAAGAAAUUAAUUUACAAUUACCAAGUUUGAAAUUAAUCGAAGACAAGUUGCAAAAUGAAGUGAGGCUCAAAAUCCCUUAUGUUAAAUUAGACGGGUUGAAAUUUAGUUUCACUGAAAAGAAUGAAAAAUCGUUACUCGAUUCAAUGGAUUUAAGUGAAGUCGAUACUGAAGAUGAAACAAACGAUGGGAAUUUCAAUAAAAUAGAUAACGAAAAAUUAUUCAAACAAUUUUUGUAUGGUUAA